Messenger RNA from Cicer arietinum (chickpea), 2290 nucleotides. RefSeq names its product beta-fructofuranosidase, soluble isoenzyme I-like. Gene Ontology annotation, biological process: carbohydrate metabolic process. NCBI's taxonomy places the organism in Eukaryota, Viridiplantae, Streptophyta, Magnoliopsida, Fabales, Fabaceae. The record is from RefSeq and is a predicted model, not a curated record. Gene Ontology annotation, molecular function: hydrolase activity, hydrolyzing O-glycosyl compounds.
CACUUCUUCACAAAUCCUUCGCAACCUUUUUAUUUUAAAAAUAGUGCAAGCCUCAAAUUCAAAUUGGAUUACCACAUAGCCAAAAAAUAAUGGAGGCCAAUAUUUCCUAUGAUACAAAAACCUCUAAUAUUUACCAUGCUCUUCAUACCCCCAUGCUGAAUAGUAGCAAAAAACCAUCAAAGGUUAUUAUUGUGACAUUUGCAUCCAUUGUAUUCCUAAUAUCAAUGGUUGCACUAAUUAUAAAUCAAAGCCAAAAUUCUUUUAAAAAAAUAGAAAUUAUUCAUGUUACUAACAUUUCCUCAAGUAUAAAAUUGCCUAGAGGAGUUGCUCAAGGAGUUUCAGCCAAGUCCAAUCUAUAUAAUUUCCAUAAAGUUUCAUAUAAUUGGACAAAUGCAAUGAUUUCUUGGCAAAGAACAGCUUUCCACUUUCAACCCCAAAAGAAUUGGAUGAAUGAUCCCGACGGUCCAUUAUUUCACAUGGGAUGGUACCAUUUAUUUUACCAAUACAAUCCAUAUUCAUCUAUAUGGGGCAACAUUACAUGGGGUCAUGCUGUAUCAAAGGACAUGAUUCAUUGGCUCUACCUUCCCAUUGCCAUGAAACCCAACAAGUGGUUCGAUAUCAACGGUGUAUGGACCGGGUCCGCUACGCUUCUACCAGACGGGAAAAUCAUAAUGCUUUACACAGGCGAUACUAACGAGUAUGUGCAAGUUCAAAAUCUUGCUUAUCCCGCCAACUUAUCUGAUCCCCUUCUCCUUGAUUGGGUCAAAUAUGCGAAUAACCCAAUCAUAGAACCCCCACCUGGCAUUGGUCCAAAGAAUUUUCGUGACCCAACCACAGCUUGGAUUGGGCCAGACGGAAAAUGGAGGGUCCUAAUUGGGUCAAAGAAAGGACAAACAGGCAUUUCAUUAGUUUAUAAAACCACGAAUUUUACGAAUUUUGAACUCAACGAUCGGUACUUACAUGCGGUCCCGGGUACAGGUAUGUGGGAAUGUGUGGACUUUUAUCCGGUUUCGAUAAACGGGACUAAUGGUUUGGACACAUCAAUAAAUGGUCCACAAGUUAAGCAUGUGUUAAAGGCUAGUUUGGAUGAUACAAAAGUAGAUAGUUAUGCAAUUGGAACUUAUUUUAUUGAAAAUGAUACAUGGGUGCCUGAUAACCCAAAUGAGGAUGUGGGUAUUGGGUUACUUUUGGACUAUGGAAGAUAUUAUGCUUCAAAGACUUUCUGUGAUCAAGUAAAAAAAAGAAGGAUUUUGUGGGGUUGGAUUAAUGAAACUGAUUCAGAAAGUGAUGAUUUGAAAAAAGGUUGGGCAUCUCUUCAGACAAUUCCAAGAACAGUGUUGCUUGACCAAAAGACUGGAACUAAUUUGCUUUUAUGGCCAGUAGAAGAAAUAGAGAGCUUAAGACUAAGCAGUGAUGAAUAUGAAGGAGUAGUGCUUAAACCUGGUUCUGUUGUGCCAUUGAACAUUACUCAAGCAACACAGUUGGACAUAUUUGUGGAAUUUGAGAUUGAAUCAUUAGCAUCUGAAGGGAUUAUUAGUAAUGACAAUAUAGAUUGUGGAAAAGGUGCUAUAGAGAGAAGUGCUUUUGGACCAUUUGGAAUUCUAGCUAUUGCAGAUGACACACUUUCUGAACAAACUCCAAUUUAUUUUAGACUCUCUAAUACUAGUCUUGGUAGUUCAAACACUUUCUUUUGUGUUGAUGAAACAAGAUCAUCAAAGGCUCCUGAAGUUGAAAAGCCAGUUUAUGGUAGCAAAGUUCCAGUCUUCAGGGAUGAAAAAUUAUCAAUGAGGGUAUUGGUUGACCAUUCAAUUAUUGAGAGCUUUGCUCAAGGAGGAAGAACUGUGAUCUCAGGUAGAGUUUAUCCAACACAAGCAAUAUAUGGAGCUGCAAGAUUAUUUCUAUUCAACAAUGCAACUCACACAAACAUCAAAGUUUCUCUCAAGAUUUGGCAUUUGGGCUCUGCUUCUAUAGGUCCCUAUCCAUUUCAUCAAAUUAAAUAAUCCUAUAUAAAUAGUUAACAAUCUUAGUUAAUAUAUAACAAAUCGUUUUUGAAAAUCAAAUUUCGAAUCUUGAUUGAAAUUAUUUUUAAUCAUAUUUUAUUUCCUUCUCGAUUUAAGACUUCAUUUACACGAGAUCUAGAGAAAUAAAACAAAAUAACUAAUCAUAAAUUAGGUUGUAUUAACAUAUUUUUGGAAAAUUAUGGAUAAAUAUGAUUAAUGCGAUCAUAUUUUAAUUUCAAAUGGAGUACAUUGCCGGUUUUAUCAAGUAUUAUCCUAUAUUUUAUAUUGUU